AUGGAGAUUCCGAUGGACGUGGUGACGGAGGAGAUCCUCACGAGACUGCCUGUUACAUCCGUGAUGAGAUUCAAGUGCGUCUCAAAGCUUUGGUCAUCGCUCAUGAGCUCACGAUAUUUCAACAACCGUUUCAUGACGGCCCCAAUAUCCCGACCGCAUCGCGGAAUUUACAUGUGUUUGCAGGAUUUCAGUGAUUACCGUAACUCUGUAACGCUAUCAUUGGCUCCUGACACUACUUCCUCCUUUGCAGUUGACCACAAUCAGACCGUCACACAGAAGGGAUGGUACAUGCACCAAAAUCUUGGUGGCUUCAUGUGCUACGUCCUUCUUGCACGGCCGAGGUUUUACAACCCUGCCACCAGAAAACUUGUCACCUUACCCAGCCCCAUCAAAUUCUCCAACCUCAUAAGAGAAUCUUCUCCAGAUAAAGCUUCUAAUAAAGUCCCCAAAUGCUAUUUCGGACACGACCCUGUUAACGACCAGUACACAGUUCUCUUCUCAAUUGGUGUCUAUGUGAACAGUCCGCUAGGGUUCCUAACCGUAAGGUCAGAGCAUCAGGUCUUUGUCAUAAAACCUAACAAAGGAGGUUCAUGGAAAAAGGUGGCUCCUCCACCGGGCUUUCGUCCUCACAUCCCGGCCGAAGGAGGAGUGUGUAUCGAUGGGGUUAUAUAUUACUUGGGUUGGUAUGGUGCGGAUUUUUGUAUGCUUGUGAGUUUUCACGUUAGAUCCCAAGACUUCAAAACCAUCUUUUUACCUCGCAGGGAGCCGCCUGUAACUCACGUUGAAAAACUGAGUCUUAUAGAGUAUGGUGGCAAAGCAACUAUCAUUGACCAAACUAGUCUUACAGACAAGGGUAGGCUGGAUUUAUUGGCUGUGGAAGGCUCUAAAUGGUUGCGGAAGACUCGGCAUUUAAAGCCUUCUCAGCUGCAUUUGGUGGAUAAAAACACUAUAUUCCAUGUCAAAGGUACUACUCAAGAUGGCAAGGUUUUCUUCAUACCACCCGAUUUGCUCUCUCCCUUUCACAUUCUCUCUUAUGAUAUUCAAAGCAACGAUAUGAGAAAGAUCGAUAUCAAAGGUGUGCCGGACCACUGGUUUAGUAAGGACAAAUCCACCGUUGAGUUGGUGUUGGCGGAUCAGAUUGAGAGUCUCGCCUACUUGGAGACUUAA
Molecule: messenger RNA, 1167 nt
Organism: Thlaspi arvense
Lineage: Eukaryota; Viridiplantae; Streptophyta; Magnoliopsida; Brassicales; Brassicaceae
Source: the annotation of a GenBank genome assembly